Molecule: messenger RNA, 1364 nt
Organism: Diuraphis noxia (Russian wheat aphid)
Lineage: Eukaryota; Metazoa; Arthropoda; Insecta; Hemiptera; Aphididae
Source: RefSeq, a predicted model, not a curated record
UAAAAUAUUAUGAGAUUUUUAACUUAUUCACUUAUUAUGACAUAUUGAAUUUUUCAAUAAUAAUAUAUAAUACGUCAAACGUGGCACGAGUGAAGUGCAAACUGCAAUUAUGUCCUGGUCGGACGACCGUGCCGUGGAUGCGGCUCAUUGGCAGAUCCUCAAAAACCAUCUGAAACCUAACGUCUGGCCUACGUCCCGUGAGAUGUUAAAGUACAAACAAGAACUCGAUAGUUCCAGACACGCUGAUCUGAAUCAACUUGCCAGUUCAAUACAAGAAAUGAAGAAAAAACUAUCCUAUUUGAAAAAGACUGCAUUAGACGUGAAUAAAAUCAAAAUAGUAGGGUUUGAAAAUUUUCGAAAUGAUAUAAAAACAUUUGAGUCRAAACUGUCAAAAUUAAAAGAAGGAUGCUCAAAAAAAUUACGUGAAGAGAGCCUUAAGCAAUCCGCGCUGUUGGAGGAAAUCGAACGGGUAAAGCAAUUAACACUACAUGACGUAGUUUCAAAGUCACAAGCCGAUACUUUUACUAAAAAAAAGAAGGAAACCAAAACCAUCAAGAGAGUUCCAAUUUCAAAAAAUACUUACUCCUCAAAAGAAAUAGCAGAUUUCCACGAUUUCUGUGCACGUAACUAUGGUCUUACGGGAGGUUGGUCUAGCAAAGAUCAUGAAACAUUUUUAAAGAUUCGUUCCAAACAUUUCAAUGAUACGGAUUUUAUCGAUCAUGUUGUACAAUCAAUGCCACAUAUAACCGAGGACGCUGCACGUGAACAUGAAAACUGGUUCGUAAAAUUUGAAGAACUUAAAACUAAACAAAAAGAAGCAAUAAUGAAGUGGAAAAAGGAAAAGAAAAAUGAUUUUGUGCUUGAUUCUGGACCAAAGAAUUGUGACACGUAUAGGAAAUGUACAGAUAAUAAUCCAGAAAUUACACAGAAAUGUUUCAGUGAUAAUUUAGAAAAACAAAUAAAUGUAAAUCACGAUAUCAAUAGAUCUCAAAUUGAAAUAUUUGAAUCGAAAAAACUCGAUAACUGUGGCACUGCUUUACUAAAGCGUUUCAGAGAAAAAGAUAAAAAAUAUAUAGAGUCUAAAAAAAUAAAUAAACAACAAUUGGAGUGUCAACGUAAAUCAGACCCAUUUACAAUAGUUACAUUGCACGGGAAUCCAGAAAAAUAUGCUGAAAUUGAAUCACUAGAAAAAUUUCCAAAUGUACACUUAAGUAUUUACGGUGCGCAUAACCAAGACGUGAAAGUGGUGUUAAAGUACCAAUAGACUUGAAAAUAUUGUGCRGAUACUUAUUUUUGUUUAGUGUUAUAGUAUUAUUAUUACAGUAUACAAACUUGAAUAAUUAUCAGCUGUAACUGCAUGUCUG